AUGUUCAGGAAGAGUGGCUAUUUACGAAGGAACUGGCCAGGUGUUUUACGGCAACAAAGCUGUCGAUUUCAAUCGCAGCUCAGGAAUGGGGGUGGGGGUAAUGAGGUACAUGUACAUGAAGCUAUUCCAAAUACUGAUGUGGGAUUGCAAGGAGAAGCUGCGGGGUUAAGUUGGAAUAAUGUGGAAGUGAAGGAUUUAUAUUUAUUAGAGAAAGGUAUUAAGAAGACGGAUCAGGCCAUUUCAGAGUUUUCUAAUUACCGGUACAAGUUCAAGAGAUUGCCUCCGAAUUAUGGAUGUAACCAACUGGUAAAGAUUGAUCGAAGAUUGGAGGCAGAGUUACGACAUAUCAUGUCUUACUUUCGUUCUCCCAUUAAAUAUGCUUUCGGGUAUGGUUCUGGGGUUUUUGAACAGUCAGGAUAUCUGCAGGAGAGUGAGAAGCCUCAAAUAGACCUUAUUUUUGGUGUUUCCCAUCCAGAGCAUUUCCAUUCAUUGAAUAUGAGACAAAAUCCUCAUCAUUAUUCCACGAUGCGAUACUUUGGGUCAGAUUUUGUUUCUAAACUCCAAGACGUUGGCGCUGGGGUUUACUUCAACCCUUUUGUCAAUAUAUAUGGGCAUGACGUCAAAUAUGGGGUUAUUUCGAUGGAGAAUUUGCUGAAGGAUUUGGCAACAUGGGAUACGUUUUAUCUAGCUGGACGUUUGCAAAAACCGGUGAAGGUUUUGAAAAAUGAUUUGAGAGUACAGUUUUGGAACCAGUUGAACCUAAAGGCGGCUGCGACUUUAGCAAAGAGCAGAAUAAUGGCAAAGUCGCCUAGUAAAUUCAGCGAAUUUGAGUUUUAUAAAGAAAUUACGGCUUUGAGUUACCUAGGUGAUGUCCGUUACAAACUGGGUGGAGAGAACCCUAAGAAAAUUCACAAUAUUGUGGAGAAAAACUUUGAUAAUUUCAGAUCCUACUAUAAACCUAUUUAUAAGGAUGUUGUUCUGAAUGAUUUAAGCUAUCUUCCAAAGGGAUACACACCAGAUAAUGCACUGUCAGCUUUAGAACAGAAAAUAUAUGUAUCCAGUUCCGUUCAGGCAAUUAAGGGCAUUUUUACUGCCGGGCUUACGAAGUCAAUUAAAUAUGCUUGGGCAAAGAAAAUGAAAGCAUUGGACCAAAGGUAA
Molecule: messenger RNA, 1158 nt
Organism: Eremothecium cymbalariae DBVPG#7215
Lineage: Eukaryota; Fungi; Ascomycota; Saccharomycetes; Saccharomycetales; Saccharomycetaceae
Gene: TAM41
Product: putative phosphatidate cytidylyltransferase
Exons: 1
Coding region: 1-1158 (385 amino acids)
Biological process (GO): CDP-diacylglycerol biosynthetic process; cardiolipin biosynthetic process
Cellular component (GO): mitochondrion
Molecular function (GO): phosphatidate cytidylyltransferase activity
Source: RefSeq, a predicted model, not a curated record